Gossypium raimondii (Peruvian cotton) is the source of this 531-nucleotide messenger RNA. RefSeq lists its product as uncharacterized. Lineage: Eukaryota; Viridiplantae; Streptophyta; Magnoliopsida; Malvales; Malvaceae. The transcript has a single exon. The record is from RefSeq and is a predicted model, not a curated record. The coding region runs from base 1 to 531 and encodes 176 amino acids.
AUGGGGUGUUGUCUAUCUUCUUCUUGCUCUUGCAAACAUGCAUCUCCGAACACAGUUCGACUAGUUCAUCUCAAUGGCUACGUAGAGGACUUGGACUAUCCCAUCUCAGUAAGUCAAGCCAUAGGGAACCCUCCUAAGCAGUUUCUAUGCACCGCGGCUCAGCUUUUAUCGGCAGGGUGCCAGCCACUAAGCCCCGAUGCUCCGCUCCAACCAGGCCAGCUUUACUUUGUGCUGCCGUUUUCGACUUUAAAGGGUGACACUUCUCCGCUGGAUAUGGCGGCGCUGGUGAAGAGGUUGACGGAAAGAGCUAAAUCCCACCGUGCGUUGCCGGAAACUAGGUGUUUGUCGAGGACGACGAUGACCAUGAACGGCCGGACGAGGAGAAGGGAGACGACGGUACAUGGUGGGGUUCGAAGGUCGUACAGGGUGAGGUCGUGGAAGCCCAUUUUGGAUACUAUUAGAGAAAUGUCGUUUAGUCGAAGGAGUGAAUCUGAUAUACAAGAGAUUGAUUUUAUUACAAGCAAUGUAUAG